UAUUAAGAGAGCAAAAAAUUGGCCUUUGUUGACAUAAGAAAAAAUCACUCCAAACGCUGAUAAUUUUGCUUAAUUAAAUUAUUGGGAAACCAUUAAGCUGGUUAUAUGAUGAACUGCUGAAAGUAUAUAUUAAAUAGAAAUAUCUGAGUGAAAACACACAUCGCUGUUGGAAUUGCAUUAAAGUGGUAAUUAACGCAAAAUGCAAUACAAUAUGGGAGCAAAGCUGUGCGCCAUACUAAUAAUUAUCUCUAUUUCAUUUAACAUUACUAUCCAAAAAACGACAGAAGUAAACCAGAACUGGAAAAACAAAACUAACAGCUACAUAUUGAAAAAUAAUACCACAGAAACUAAUAUUAAGGAAAAAGAAAAUACUGGAGGACACAAUCUUAAAAAUAUUUUAUCGGUAUCAGAAACAAUAAUAGCCUUGAAUUCUGCAAGGCGAAAACUACAUAUCAAAAAGAGAGAUAUAACAAAUAUAAUCGAGAAUAAAACAACAACAAACAAUGCUGAUUCGAUCACACAAGCCACCACUGAAAGCAUCGAAAAGGUAAAAGAUAUAACACACAAGGAUAUAGAUUUACACACAAAAUACUUAACAAAAACACCAAGAAAUUUGUUAAACGAUUAUAGCUCCAUAACAGGAAAUACUUUCGAUUCUGUAACAACUAAUGAUACAAAUAACGAAAAAAUUUCUUUUCUUUCACAAACCAUUUCUGAGUCGAAUGAAAAUAAAAAGAUUCAGAACUCAACAAUAGAACGCACAACGGAUAGUGAUAAGAUAUACAGAAGCAUAUCUAACAAUACUAACACAAGCGAAACUCCUUCUCCGUCCGAAACUACUUCCACAACUGAGUCCGAUGUGACAAGUGAUGAUAGUACAACAGUGAGUUCAACAAUUGAAAACGCAACUGAAAAUAGUCCUUCUUCUUCCGAAACUAUUUCUACAACUGAGUCUGAUGUGACAAACGAUGAUAGUACAACAGUGAAUUCAAUAAUUGAAAACACAACUGAAAAUACUGAAACUUCGCAGUCAAGUACGGAAACAAUCAAACCUUCUUCCACAACUGCGUCGUCAGAUAUCACCACCAGCGGUGUUCCUUCUACUUCGGAAUCUACGACUGUAUCCGUUGAUAAUAAUGCGACUAAAGUUUCAUCAACGGUAGACACCACAACCAGUACUGAGACAUCUACAAGCACGUUUAUCAGUACUACGAAGGGCGAAACACUUUCUCUGUCCGAAACUACUUCUACAACUGAGUCUGAGGUGACAAAUGAUGAUAGUACAACAGUGAGUUCAACAGUUGAAAACACACCUGAAAAUACUGAAACUUCGCAGUCAAGUAAGGAAACAAUCAAACCUUAUUCCACAACUGCAUUACCAGAUACCACCACCAGUGGCGUUCCUUCUACUUCGGAAUAUACGACAGCGUCUGUGAAUAAUAAUACGACUACAUCCUUAACAACAGAAGACUCCACAACUAGAAUUGAGACAUCCACAAGCACGUCUAUCAAUACUGCGAUAAGCGAAACUCCUUCUCCGUCCGAAACUACUUCUACAACUGAGUCAGAUGUGACAAAUGAUGAUAGUACAACAGUGAGUUCAACAAUUAAAAACACAACUAAAAAUAGUCCUUCCCCUUCCGAAACUACUUCUACAACUGAAUCUGAUGUGACAAAUGAUGAUAGUACAACAGUGAGUUCAAUAAUUAAAAACACAACUGAAAAUACUGAAACUUCGCAGUCAAGUACGGAAACAAUCAAACCUUCCUCCACAACUGCGUCGUCAGAUACCACCAUCAGCGGUGUUCCUUCUACUUCGGAAUCUACUACUGUAUCCGUUGAUAAUAAUACGACUAUAACCUCAACAAUAAAAGAACCCACAACCAUUACUGAGACAUCUACAAGCACGUCCACAAGUGAAACUUCUUCUCCAUCCGAAACUACUUUUUCAACUCAGUCUGAUGUGACAAAUGAUGAAAAUUCUGAAACUUCACAGUCAAGUAAGGAAACAAUCAAACCUUCCUUCACAACUGCGUCGUCAGAUACCAUCAUCAGCGGUGUUCCUUCUACUUCGGAAUCUACCACUGUAUCCGUUGAUAAUAAUACGACUAUAACCUCAACAAUUGAAGACUCCACAACCAGUACUGAGACAUCUACAAGCACGUCUAUCAAUACUUCCACAAGCGAAAAUCCCUCUCCGUCCGAAACUACUUCUACAACUGAGUCUGAUGUGACAAAUGAUGAUAGUACAACAGUGAGUUCAACAAUUAAAAACACAACUAAAACUAGUCCUUCUCCUUCCGAAACUACUUCUACAACUGAAUCUGAUGUGACAAAUGAUGAUAGUACAACAGUGAGUUCAACAAUUGAAAACAUAACUAAAAAUAGUCCUUCUCCUUCCGAAACUACUUCUACAACUGAGUCUGAUGUGACAAAUGAUGAUAGUACAACAGUGAAUUCAAUAAUUGAAAACACAACUGAAAAUACUGAAACUUCGCAGUCAAGUACGGAAACAAUCAAACCUUCUUCCACAACUGCGUCGUCAGAUAUCACCACCAGCGGUGUUCCUUCUACUUCGGAAUCUACGACUGUAUCCGUUGAUAAUAAUGCGACUAAAGUUUCAUCAACGGUAGACACCACAACCAGUACUGAGACAUCUACAAGCACGUUUAUCAGUACUACGAAGGGCGAAACACCUUCUCUGUCCGAAACUACUUCUACAACUGAGUCUGAGGUGACAAAUGAUGAUAGUACAACAGUGAAUUCAAUAAUUAAAAACACAACUGAAAAUACUGAAACUUCACAGUCAAGUACGGAAACAAUCAAACUUUCCUUCACAACUGCGUCGUCAGAUACCACCAUCAGUGGUUAUUCUUCUAUUUCAGAACCUACGACUGUGUCCGCUGAUAAUAAUACGACUAUAACCUUAACAACAGAAGACUCCACAACCAGUACUGAGACAUCCACAACCAAGUCUAUUAAUACUACCACAAGCAAAGUUCUUUCUACGUCCGAAACUACUUCAACAACUGAGUCUGAUGUGACAAAUGAUGAUAGUACAACAGUGAAUUCAAUAAUUGAAAACACACCUGAAAAUACUGAAACUUCGCAGUCAAGUACGGAAACAAUCAAACCUUCUUCCACAACUGCGUCGUCAGAUACCACCAUCAGCGGUGUUCCGUCUACUUCGGAAUCUACGACUGUAUCCGGAGAUAAUAAUACGACUAUAGUCUCAACAACAGAAGACACCACAACCAGCACUGAGACAUCCACAGCCACGUCUAUCAAUACUAGGAAGGGCGAAACUCCUUCUCCAUCCGAAACAAAAUCUACAACUGAGUCUGAUGUGACAAAUGAUGAUAGUACAACAGUGAGUUCAACAGUUGAAAACACAACUGAAAAUACUGAAGCUUCGCAGUCAAGUACGGAAACAAUCAAACCUUCCUCCACAACUGCGUCGUCAGAUACCACCAUCAGCGGUGUUCCUUCUACUUCGGAAUCUACUACUGUAUCCGUUGAUAAUAAUACGACUAUAACCUCAACAACAGAAGACUCCACAACCAGUACUGACACAUCUACAAACACGUCUAUCAAUACUUCCACAAGCGAAAAUCCCUCUCCGUCCGAAACUACUUCUACAACUGAGUCUGAUGUGACAAAUGAUGAUAGUACAACAGUGAGUUCAACAAUUAAAAACACAACUAAAAAUAGUCCUUCCCCUUCCGAAACUACUUCUACAACUGAGUCUGAUGUGACAAAUGAUGAUAGUACAACAGUAAAUUCAAUAAUUAAAAACACAACUGAAAAUACUGAAACUUCGCAGUCAAGUACGGAAACAAUCAAACCUUCCUCUACAACUGCAUUACCAGAUACCACCACCAGCGGUGUUCCUUCUACUUCGGAAUCUAUGACUGUAUCCGGUGAUAAUAAUACGACUAUAACCUCAACAACAGAAGACACCACAACAAGUACUGAGACAUCUACAAGCACGUCUAUCAAUAUUUCCAAAAGCGAAACUCCUUCACCGUCCGAAACUACUUCUACAACUGAGUCUGAUGUGACAAAUGAUGAUAGUACAACAGUGAGUUCAACAAUUGAAAACACAACUAAAAAUAGUCCUUCUCCUUCCGAAACUACUUCUACAACUGAAUCUGAUGUGACAAAUGAUGAUAGUACAACAGUGAAUUCAACAAUUGAAAGCACAGCUGAAAAUACUGAAACUUCGCAGUCAAGUACGGAAACAAUCAAACCUUCCUCCACAACUGCGUCGUCAGAUACCACCACCAACGGAGCUCUUUCUACUUCGAAAUCUACUACUGUAUCCGUUGAUAAUAAUACGACUAUAACCUCAACAACAGAAGACUCCACAACCAGUACUGACACAUCUACAAACACGUCUAUCAAUACUUCCACAAGCGCAAAUCCCUCUCCGUCCGAAACUACUUCUACAACUGAGUCUGAUGUGACAAAUGAUGACAGUUCAACAGUGAGUUCAACAGUGAGUUCAACAGUUGAAAACACAACUGAAAAUACUGAAACUUCGCAGUCAAGUAAGGAAACAAUCAAACCUUAUUCCACAACUGCGUUACCAGAUACCACCACCAGUGGCGUUCCUUCUACUUCGGAAUAUACGACAGCGUCUGUGAAUAAUAAUACGACUACAUCCUUAACAACAGAAGACUCCACAACUAGUAUUGAGACAUCCACAAGUACGUUUAUCAAUACUACGAUAAGCGAAACUCCUUCUCCUUCCGAAACUACUUCUACACUUGAGUCUUAUGUGACAAAUGGUGAUAGUACAACAGUGAAUUCAAUAAUUGAAAACACAACUGAAAAUACUGAAACUUCGCAGUCAAGUAAGGAAACAAUCAAACCUUCUUCCACAACUGCGUCGUCAGAUACCACCAUCAGCGAUGUUCCGUCUACUUCGGAAUCUACGACUGUAUCCGGAGAUAGUAAUACGACUAUAGUCUCAACAACAGAAGACACCACAACCAGCACUGAGACAUCCACAACCACGUCUAUCAAUACUACGAUAAGCGAAACUCCUUCUCCGUCCGAAACUACUUCCACAACUGAGUCUGAUGUGACAAAUGAUGAUAGUACAACAGUAAAUUCAAUAAUUAAAAACACAACUGAAAAUACUGAAACUUCGCAGUCAAGUACGGAAACAAUCAAACCUUCCUCCACAACUGCGUCGUCAGAUACCACCAUCAGCGGUGUUCCUUCUACUUCGGAAUCUACUACUGUAUCCGUUGAUAAUAAUACGACUAUAACCUCAACAACAGAAGACUCCACAACCAGUACUGAGACAUCCACAAGCACGUCUAUCAAUGCUACGAUAAGCGAAACUCCUUCUCCGUCCGAAACUACUUCUACACCUGAGUCUGAUGUGACAAAUGAUGACAGUUCAACAGUGAGUUCAACAGUGAGUUCAACAGUUGAAAACACACCUGAAAAUAUUGAAACUUCGCAUUCAAGUACGGAAAUAAUCAAACCUUACUCUACAACUGCAUUACCAGAUACCACCACCAGUGGCGUUCCUUCUACUUCAGAAGCUACGACAGCGUCUGUGACUAAUAAUACGACUACAUCCUUAACAACAGAAGACUCCACAGCUAGUAUUGAGACAUCCACAAGUACGUUUAUCAAUACUACGAUAAGCGAAACUCCUUCUCCUUCCGAAACUACUUCUACACUUGAGUCUGAUGUGACAAAUGGUGAUAGUACAACAGUAAAUUCAAUAAUUAAAAACACAACUGAAAAUACUGAAACUUCGCAGUCAAGUACGGAAACAAUCAAACCUUCCUCCACAACUGCGUCGUCAGAUACCACCAUCAGCGGUGUUCCUUCUACUUCGGAAUCUACUACUGUAUCCGUUGAUAAUAAUACGACUAUAACCUCAACAACAGAAGACUCCACAACCAGCACUGAGACAUCCACAACCACGUCUAUCAAUACUAGGAAGGGCGAAACUCCUUCUCCAUCCGAAACUACUUCUACACCUGAGUCUGAUGUGACAAAUGAUGAUAGUACAACAAGGAGUUCAACAAUUGAAAACACACCUGAAAAUACUGAAACUUCGCAGUCAAGUACGGAAACAAUCAAACCUUCCUCCACAUCUGCGUCGUCAGAUACCACUAUCAGCGGUGUUCCUUCUACUUCGGAAUCUACUACUGCAUCCGGUGAUAAUAAUACGACUAUAACCUUAACAACAGAAGACACCACAACCAGUACUGAGACAUCCACAAGCACGUCUAUCAAUGCUACGAUAAGCGGAACUCCUUCUCCGUCCGAAGCAACAUCAACAACUGAGUCUGAUGUGACAAAUGAUGAUAGUACAACAGUGAGUUCAACAGUUGAAAACACACCUGAAAAUACUGAAACUUCGCAGUCAAGUAAGGAAACAAUCAAACCUUACUCCACAACUGCAUUACCAGAUACCACCACCAGUGGCGUUCCUUCUACUUCGGAAUAUACGACAGCGUCCGUGUAUAAUAAUACGACUACAUCCUUAACAACAGAAGACACCACAACUAGAAUUGAGACAUCUACAAGCACGUCUAUCAAUACUACGAUAAGCGAAACUCCUUCUCCGUCCGAAACUACUUCUACACCUGAGUCUGAUGUGACAAAUGAUGAAAGUUCAACAGUGAGUUCAACAGUUGAAAACACAACUGAAAAUACUGUAACUUCGCAUUCAAGUACGGAAAUAAUCAAACCAUACUCCACAACUGCAUUACCAGAUACCACCACCAGUGGCGUUCCUUCUACUUCAGAAGCUACGACAGCGUCCGUGUAUAAUAAUACGACUACAUCCUUAACAACAGAAGACACCACAACUAGUAUCGAGACAUCUACAACCACGUCUAUCAAUACUACGAUAACCGAAACUCCUUCUCCGUCCGAAACUACUUCUACACCUGAGUCUGAUGUGACAAAUGAUGACAGUUCAACAGUGAGUUCAACAGUUGAAAACACACCUGAAAAUACUGAAACUUCGCAUUCAAGUACGGAAAUAAUCAAACCUUACUCCACAACUGCAUUACCAGAUACCACCACCAGUGGCGUUCCUUCUACUUCAGAAGCUACGACAGCGUCCGUGUAUAAUAAUACGACUACAUCCUCAACAACAGAAGACACCACAACUAGAAUUGAGACAUCCACAACCACGUCUAUCAAUACUACGAUAAGCGAAACUCCUUCUCCGUCCGAAACUACUUCUACACCUGAGUCUGAUGUGACAAAUGAUGACAGUUCAACAGUGAGUUCAACAGUGAGUUCAACAGUUGAAUACACACCUGAAAAUACUGAAACUUCGCAGUCAAGUAAGGAAACAAUCAAACCUUAUUCCACAACUGCGUUACCAGAUACCACCACCAGUGGCGUUCCUUCUACUUCAGAAGCUACGACAGCGUCCGUGUAUAAUAAUACGACUACAUCCUUAACAACAGAAGACACCACAACCAGUACUGAGACAUCCACAACCACGUCUAUCAAUACUACGAUAAGCGAAACUCCUUCUUCGUCCGGAACUACUUCUACAACUGAGUCUGAUGUGACAAAUGAUGAUAGUACAACAAGGAGUUCAACAAUUGAAAACACUACUGAAAAUACUGAAACUUCGCAGUCAAGUACGGAAACAAUCAAACCUUCCUCCACAUCUGCGUCGUCAGAUACCACUAUCAGCGGUGUUCCUUCUACUUCGGAAUCUACUACUGCAUCCGGUGAUAAUAAUACGACUAUAACCUCAACAACAGAAGACACCACAACCAGUACUGAGACAUCCACAAGCACGUCUAUCAAUGCUACGAUAAGCGGAACUCCUUCUCCGUCCGAAACAACAUCUACAACUGAGUCUGAUGUGACAAAUGAUGAUAGUACAACAGUGAGUUCAACAGUUGAAAACACACCUGAAAAUACUGAAACUUCGCAGUCAAGUAAGGAAACAAUCAAACCUUACUUCACAACUGCAUUACCAGAUACCACCACCAGUGGCGUUCCUUCUACUUCGGAAUAUACGACAGCGUCCGUGUAUAAUAAUACGACUACAUCCUUAACAACAGAAGACACCACAACUAGAAUUGAGACAUCCACAACCACGUCUAUCAAUACUACGAUAAGCGAAACUCCUUCUCCGUCCGAAACUACUUCUACACCUGAGUCUGAUGUGACAAAUGAUGAAAGUUCAACAGUGAGUUCAACAGUGAGUUCAACAGUUGAAAACACAACUGAAAAUACUGAAACUUCGCAUUCAAGUACGGAAAUAAUCAAACCUUACUCCACAACUGCAUUACCAGAUACCACCACCAGUGGCGUUCCUUCUACUUCAGAAGCUACGACAGCGUCUGUGUAUAAUAAUACGACUACAUCCUUAACAACAGAAGACUCCACAACUGGUAUUGAGGCAUCUACGAGCACGUCUAUCAAUACUACGAUAAGCGAAACUCCUUCUCCGUCCGAAACUACUUCUACACCUGAGUCUGAUGUGACAAAUGAUGACAGUUCAACAGUGAGUUCAACAGUUGAAAACACAACUGAAAAUACUGAAACUUCGCAUUCAAGUACGGAAAUAAUCAAACCUUACUCCACAACUGCAUCACCAGAUACCACCACCAGUGGCGUUCCUUCUACUUCAGAAGCUACGACAGCGUCCGUGUAUAAUAAUACGACUACAUCCUUAACAACAGAAGACACCACAACUAGUAUCGAGACAUCUACAAGCACGUCUAUCAAUACUACGAUAAGCGAAACUCCUUCUCCGUCCGAAACUACUUCUACACUUGAGUCUUAUGUGACAAAUGAUGAUAGUACAACACUGAGUUCAACAAUUGACAACACUACUGAAAAUACUGAAACUUCGCAGUCAAGUACGGAAACAAUCAAACCUUCCUCCACAUAUGCGUCGUCAGAUACCACUAUCAGCGGUGUUCCUUCUACUUCGGAAUCUACUACUGCAUCCGGUGAUAAUAAUACGACUAUAACCUCAACAACAGAAGACACCACAACCAGUACUGAGACAUCCACAAGCACGUCUAUCAAUACUACGAUAAGCGGAACUCCUUCUCCGUCCGAAACAACAUCUACAACUGAGUCUGAUGUGACAAAUGAUGAUAGUACAACAGUGAGUUCAACAGUUGAAAACGCACCUGAAAAUGCUGAAACUUCGCAGUCAAGUAAGGAAACAAUCAAACCUUACUCCACAACUGCAUUACCAGAUACCACCACCAGUGGCGUUCCUUCUACUUCAGAAGCUACGACAGCGUCCGUGUAUAAUAAUACGACUACAUCCUUAACAACAGAAGACACCACAACUAGAAUUGAGACAUCCACAACCACGUCUAUCAAUACUACGAUAAGCGAAACUCCUUCUCCGUCCGAAACUACUUCUACACCUGAGUCUGAUGUGACAAAUGAUGAAAGUUCAACAGUGAGUUCAACAGUUGAAAACACACCUGAAAAUACUGAAACUUCGCAGUCAAGUAAGGAAACAAUCAAACCUUAUUCCACAACUGCGUUACCAGAUACCACCACCAGUGGCGUUCCUUCUACUUCAGAAGCUACGACAGCGUCCGUGUAUAAUAAUACGACUACAUCCUUAACAACAGAAGACACCACAACCAGUACUGAGACAUCCACAACCACGUCUAUCAAUACUACGAUAAGCGAAACUCCUUCUUCGUCCGGAACUACUUCUACAACUGAGUCUGAUGUGACAAAUGAUGAUAGUACAACAAGGAGUUCAACAAUUGAAAACACUACUGAAAAUACUGAAACUUCGCAGUCAAGUACGGAAACAAUCAAACCUUCCUCCACAUCUGCGUCGUCAGAUACCACUAUCAGCGGUGUUCCUUCUACUUCGGAAUCUACUACUGCAUCCGGUGAUAAUAAUACGACUAUAACCUCAACAACAGAAGACACCACAACCAGUACUGAGACAUCCACAACCACGUCUAUCAAUACUACGAUAAGCGAAACUCCUUCUCCGUCCGAAACUACUUCUACACUUGAGUCUUAUGUGACAAAUGAUGAUAGUACAACACUGAGUUCAACAAUUGACAACACUACUGAAAAUACUGAAACUUCGCAGUCAAGUACGGAAACAAUUAAACCUUCCUCCACAUAUGCGUCGUCAGAUACCACUAUCAGCGGUGUUCCUUCUACUUCGGAAUCUACUACUGCAUCCGGUGAUAAUAAUACGACUAUAACCUCAACAACAGAAGACACCACAACCAGUACUGAGACAUCCACAAGCACGUCUAUCAAUGCUACGAUAAGCGGAACUCUUUCUCCGUCCGAAACAACAUCUACAACUGAGUCUGAUGUGACAAAUGAUGAUAGUACAACAGUGAGUUCAACAGUUGAAAACACACCUGAAAAUACUGAAACUUCGCAGUCAAGUAAGGAAACAAUCAAACCUUACUCCACAACUGCAUUGCCAGAUACCACCACCAGUGGCGUUACUUCUACUUCGGAAUAUACGACAGCGUCCGUGUAUAAUAAUACGACUACAUCCUUAACAACAGAAGACACCACAACUAGAAUUGAGACAUCCACAACCACGUCUAUCAAUACUACGAUAAGCGAAACUCCUUCUCCGUCCGAAACUACUUCUACACCUGAGUCUGAUGUGACAAAUGAUGAAAGUUCAACAGUGAGUUCAACAGUGAGUUCAACAGUUGAAAACACAACUGAAAAUACUGAAACUUCGCAUUCAAGUACGGAAAUAAUCAAACCUUACUCCACAACUGCAUUACCAGAUACCACCACCAGUGGCGUUCCUUCUACUUCAGAAGCUACGACAGCGUCUGUGUAUAAUAAUACGACUACAUCCUUAACAACAGAACACUCCACAACUAGUAUUGAGGCAUCUACAAGCACGUCUAUCAAUACUACGAUAAGCGAAACUCCUUCUCCAUCCGAAACUACUUAUACACCUGAGUCUGAUGUGACAAAUGAUGACAGUUCAACAGUGAGUUCAACAGUGAGUUCAACAGUUGAAAACACACCUGAAAAUACUGAAACUUCGCAUUCAAGUACGGAAAUAAUCAAACCUUACUCCACAACUGCAUUACCAGAUACCACCACCAGUAGCGUUCCUUCUACUUCAGAAGCUACGACAGUGUCCGUGUAUAAUAAUACGACUACAUCCUUAACAACAGAAGACACCACAACUAGUAUCGAGACAUCUACAAGCACGUCUAUCAAUACUACGAUAAGCGAAACUCCUUCUCCUUCCGAAACUACUUCUACACUUGAGUCUUAUGUGACAAAUGAUGAUAGUACAACAAGGAGUUCAACAAUUGACAACACUACUGAAAAUACUGAAACUUCGCAGUCAAGUACGGAAACAAUCAAACCUUACUCCACAACUGCAUUACCAGAUACCACCACCAGUGGCGUUCCUUCUACUUCAGAAGCUACGACAGCGUCCGUGUAUAAUAAUACGACUACAUCCUUAACAACAGAAGACACCACAACUAGAAUUGAGACAUCCACAACCACGUCUAUCAAUACUACGAUAAGCGAAACUCCUUCUCCGUCCGAAACUACUUCUACACCUGAGUCUGAUGUGACAAAUGAUGAAAGUUCAACAGUGAGUUCAACAGUUGAAAACACAACUGAAAAUACUGAAACUUCGCAUUCAAGUACGGAAAUAAUCAAACCUUACUCCACAACUGCAUUACCAGAUACCACCACCAGUGGCGUUCCUUCUACUUCAGAAGCUACGACAGCGUCUGUGUAUAAUAAUACGACUACAUUCUUAACAACAGAAGACUCCACAACUAGUAUUGAGGCAUCUACAAGCACGUCUAUCAAUACUACGAUAAGUGAAACUCCUUCUCCGUCCGAAACUACUUCUACACCUGAGUCUUAUGUGACAAAUGAUGAUAGUACAACAGUGAGUUCAACAAUUGAAACCACAACUGAAAAUACUGAAACUUCGCAGUCAGGUACGGAAACAAUCAAACCUUCCUCCACAACUGCAUUACCAGAUACCACCACCAGCGGUGUUCCUUCUACUUCGGAAUCUACGACAGCGUCUGUUGAUAAUAAUACGACUAUAACCUCAACAAUUGAAGACUCCACAACCAGUACUGAGACAUCCACAACCACGUCUAUCAAUACUACGAUAAGCGAAACUCCCUCUCCUUCCGAAACUACUUCUACACCUGAGUCUGAUGUGACAAAUGAUGAUAGUACAACAGUGAGUUCAACAGUUGAAAACACACCUGAAAAUACUGAAACUUCGCAGUCAAGUACGGAAACAAUGAAACCUUCCUCCACAUCUGCGUUACCAAAUACCACCAUCAGCGGUGUUCCUUCUACUUCGGAAUCUACGACUGUAUCCGGUGAUAAUAAUACGACUAUAGCCUCAACAACAGAAGACAUCACAACUAGUAUUGAGACAUCUUCAAGCACGUCUAUCAUUACUUCCACAAGCGAAACUACCUCUCCAUCCGAAACUACUUCUACAACUGAGUCUGAUGUGACAAAUGAUGAUAGUACAACAGUCAGUUCAACAAUUGAAAACACAACUGAAAAUACUGAAAAUUCGCAGUCAAGUACGGAGACAACCACAUCUUCCACUACAAAUGCGUUACCAAAUACCACCACCAGCGGUUUUACUUCUCCUUCGGAAACUAUAAGUUCAACAUCAAGCACAUCUAGAAGCACUCAAGUAGUCACAACAUUCCCGAAUGUUGAGUUUACUUCCAGUAGUACAAGUAAAAUUCCAAUUUCUUUAGAAACCACAUCUCAGGUAAGCGUUGAUAAAACUGUUGGAACAAAAGUAACUCCUUCUGCUCAAACUGUUGUAACAAGUUCUGUGUCUCCUGUCUAUACUACAACGAAAUCGUCGCUGGAUUGUAAAAAUGGAGCUGACUAUUUGCCACAUCCGGACGACUGUAGAAAGUUUGUACAAUGCUCUAAUGGUAUAGGUUAUAUAAUGUCAUGCCCAUCUCCAUUGUUUUGGAAUGCUAAAGGAAAGUUUUGCGGAUGGAGUAAAAGUGACUGCGAUCUACCGAAAACGACCAAGUCGCACUACGUAACGACUUCAACUGAAAGACCUCAUAAAACGUGUACAAAUGGAGCUGACUUCUUGCCAGUGCCAGAUGAUUGUCACAAGUAUAUACAAUGUGCUAAUGGUGAAUCCAUUGUUAUGCAGUGUCCUGCUUCAUUAUACUGGGAUCAAACAACUAAGACAUGUGGUUGGAGCAAUAAGAAUUGUGUGCACAAAACAGGUAGAACUCAAAGUCGUUGCAUUGGUGGGCAAAAAUAUUUAACUGUCGAUACCGAAUGUAAAAGUUAUAUUAAAUGUGAAAAUGGUAAUGAGAUAACAUUAAGAUGUCAGCAAAAUUUGUAUUGGAACCAACUGCUAGAAACUUGCACCCGAAAGAAGGCUUUAAAAUGUGGUAACUAGUAAGUUUAUAAUUAUUAAAUAAGUUUAGCAUAGUUUCAGGGCGUUAACAUACUAUUGGCUUUAAUUGAUUAAUUCAACUUUGUUAUCUAGGUUCUUUACAAUAAUUUCUGUUUGAUGUAAAGUUCAAGGUUUUAUAUUAACAAUUACAAUUUAUCUGUAAUCAAAGCAAGUUUGUAAUGAUAAGAAGUAAAUGCUUUAACUGGCUUUGAAAAAUAUAAAUACCAACGAUAUUUUAUUUAAAUCUUAGUUAUUGCACAUUUGACGCAAGAGCUUUACUUGCCCCAUAAAUAAAUUUGUAAAAUGAAAG
This is a messenger RNA of Teleopsis dalmanni, 13730 nucleotides long. Its product is annotated as serine-rich adhesin for platelets. The record is from RefSeq and is a predicted model, not a curated record. Gene Ontology annotation, cellular component: extracellular region. NCBI's taxonomy places the organism in Eukaryota, Metazoa, Arthropoda, Insecta, Diptera, Diopsidae. Gene Ontology annotation, molecular function: chitin binding. The transcript is spliced from 3 exons. The coding region runs from base 200 to 13423 and encodes 4407 amino acids.